Molecule: messenger RNA, 963 nt
Organism: Lichtheimia ornata
Lineage: Eukaryota; Fungi; Mucoromycota; Mucoromycetes; Mucorales; Lichtheimiaceae
Exons: 5
Coding region: 1-963 (320 amino acids)
Biological process (GO): pantothenate biosynthetic process
Cellular component (GO): cytoplasm
Molecular function (GO): 2-dehydropantoate 2-reductase activity
Source: RefSeq, a predicted model, not a curated record
AUGACACUGCCACGCAUUUUGACAGUUGGUACCGGUGCUGUUGGUGCUAUCUACUCUUGGCGACUUGCUCAAGCCUGCCAUGUCACCACUGUGUGCCGUUCGAAUUUCGAAGCAGUGCGUCAACAUGGAUUCAACAUCGAUUCCAAGAAAUUUGGUCAAGCGACAUUCAUGCCCAACCAAGUUGUCCGCCAAGUACCUAAAGCGCCAGAGGAUCAGCCAUACGACUAUGUGUUGGUGACACUCAAGGCGUUACCAGAGGUUUACAAUGUGGCCGAUAUCAUUGCACCAGCCGUAACCAAGGGCAAGACGACCGUUGUACUUAUCCAGAAUGGAUUGGGUGUUGAAGAGCCCAUUGUGGAGCGUUUCCCGGAUACGCCUAUUGUGUCAGUGGUUGCUUACAUUGGCACCUCACAAACUGCCUUGGGCAAGAUCCAGAUGGUUGGUGGAGAAACGCUUGUUGUUGGCAACUACAAACCAUCGCCCGUUGAUGCCAAUGACAAAAUCGAUUCUUUUGUCAAGCUUUUGGAGAAAGGAGGAUGCACAGUGAACCGUGUAGAUGAUGUGGAACGGGUACGCUGGCAAAAGUUGUUCUGGAAUGGUACAUUCUCCCCCGUUUGUGCCAUCAGUCGCAUGGAUACAACCGAAAUUCUCAAUUGCGAACCAGCCAUGGAUACCGUCAAGGGUCUCAUGUCAGAGCUUGUUGAAGUGGCCAAGGCAGCUGGCUAUGACUUUGAUCCCGAAGAGCAAGUGAAGACUAUGAUGGAGCGUACGCGUGCAACAGCAAUGGAUUACAAGCCAUCCAUGUUGCUUGAUAUCGAACAUGGUCGACCUAUGGAAGUAGGAGUGAUUCUGGGAUCUCCCUUGAGACGUGCCAAAGCUUUGGGAGUCAAGGUGCCAAAAUUGGAGAUGGUGCACAACUUGUGCUAUUCGAUGAACGUGCACACCUUGAACCAAAAGAAAUAG